UCCAGCUGCGCGUGUACGACCACGAGGGCGAGUCGUACUUGACGCCUCGAAUCCCCAUCAACGACGGCUCGGUGGUCGACGCCGGCAAAGUCUUUGCGGCCGUGUUCCAGGCGCUGCCCAACAAGGUCUUUUCGAGCAUUUCGUGCCACCGCGCCAGUGAGCCCGACUAUCCAAAUGUGAUUCCCGCGCUCAACGUCGGAGGCGUCCUCGAGCGCGGUUACUUUGUCGCGUGUCAAUACGUUGACAACCCGGGUCCGAUGCGGCUGCCCGAGGUCGUCGCGUCGCAGUUUGCAGACAGCUCCCCCGCCAUCUUGACCACGGGGGUUCGCGCCGUCGUGACCGCCAACAACCGCCGUGGCGAAGCCAUCGACUAUUGCGCGACGGCGUCCGGUGCCUACUACGCGAGCGGAAGCGGCCUCACGUUCGCAGUCUCGGGCUUGACCACGGCGUUCACGACCUUGCCUGCCCUCGUCAAGAUCAAGGACCGCCUUGCGAUCGCGACUGCCGUGACAGCAAACUCCAUCACGUUCGCGUACCGGCUCGUGCAAAUCACGUUCACAGCGGGCAACAUCAUCUACUACGCAACGGGCGUCACGGUCGCCGCCGACGCGUGUCAGAUCGGAAUAUGGGACGUCGGCUCCGACUCGUUCACGUGCGUCGAUGCCGCGGUAGCGCCACUUGUCGUCGUCGGCAGCAAGAUCGUGUUCGAGAACGCCAUCUACUAUGUCCGGUCGAUCGCGCCUGCGGUGGCGUUGGUGCCGGCGGUCAUUACGGUCGACCGCAAAUUUAACGGCAAGGCGCUCGAUGGGUCGGCCGUCUCGACGGCUUCCACCUUCUACAUCCUCUCGACGCCGACAAUGUCGGCGCCGGGGACGUACACGUACGUCUCGCAGUGCUCGGGUCGCGGUCUCUGCGACUUUGGCUGCGGCAUUUGCCAGUGCUUCAAGGGCUACACCAACGACAACUGCGACACGCAAAACAUCUUUGCGUUUUAAGUAGUGUGGGCUCAUCCUCUGUACAUACUCUGUGCCGAAAAUGCAAGUUAAUUUGUCUGUCCCAA
Saprolegnia diclina VS20 is the source of this 1060-nucleotide messenger RNA. RefSeq lists its product as hypothetical. NCBI's taxonomy places the organism in Eukaryota, Oomycota, Saprolegniomycetes, Saprolegniales, Saprolegniaceae. The record is from RefSeq and is a predicted model, not a curated record. The transcript has a single exon. The coding region runs from base 258 to 995 and encodes 245 amino acids.